UGUGAGAGCUGGGAGCGCACUGGCCCAUUGAGCUGCUGUUUGUGGCCCCAGAGUCAGUAGGAUGGUGGACAGUGUGUAUCGCACCCGUUCCCUGGGCGUGGGGGCCGAGGGGCUGCCGGAUCAGUACGCGGAUGGCCGGGCUGCCCGGGUCUGGCACCUCUAUAUCGGGGACAAGCGCAGCCGCACGGACGAGUAUCGCAGCUGGAUCCUGUCGCUGCUACAGGAGCACAACUGUCGCACCGUGCUGGACGUGGCCUGUGGAACUGGGGUAGAUUCGGAGAUGCUGGUGGAGGAGGGCUACUCGGUGGUCAGUGUUGACGCCAGCGACAAGAUGCUGAAAUACGCCCUAAAGACGCGGUGGAACCGUCGGAAGGAGCCGGCAUUUGAUAAAUGGGUGAUUGAGGAGGGCAACUGGCUGUCUCUGGAGCAGGAGAUCCCGCGCCCCGGACUGGGAUUCGAUGCUGUCAUUUGUUUGGGAAAUUCAUUUGCUCAUCUUCCUGAUUUCAAAGGAGACCAGAGUGACCACCGGUUGGCACUGCGCAAUAUUGCAGGGAUGGUCCGGCCCGGGGGCAUCUUAAUCAUUGAUCACAGGAACUAUGACUAUAUCCUAAGCACCGGCUGUGCCCCCCAGGGCAAGAACAUUUAUUACAAGAGUGACCUGACUCAGGAUAUCUCCACCUCCGUCCUCUUUGUCAAUAAUAAGCCCCAUAUGGUGACUCUGGAUUAUACUGUGCAGGUUCCGACAUCACAGGAGGCACAGCCUGAACUGAGCAAAUUCCGCCUGUCCUAUUACCCGCACCUCCUGGAUCCCUUCACUGGGCUCCUGCACGAGGCAUUUGGGGGGCAAUGCCAACACAAGGUGUAUGGGGACUUCCUGCCAUAUACCCCUGGCCAGGAGAGGGCCCCCUGUUACUUCAUCCAUGUGGCUAAAAGAACCGCCUAAUCCAGGGCAGAUCCCUAUGGGCCUAUGGCUGUUUAUAUUGGAGGGGUCUCUGCUGAUGUCGGGGUACAGGGGCCCUGUGUCUUUCCUAUAAGGGAAUUGGAAUCCCCAGUGUGAUUAGGGCCCACUGAUGGUGGGGGCCCCGAGAAUAUGCGCUUUUGCGGGUGGAGGGAUUCGGCAAUGAUUUUGUGCUUCAAUCUGUGAAACUGAAAUUUGGCAAAACCUCUGGCCCCUUCCUGCUCCAAUCACUGAUCCAUUCAUUCCCCCGCCCCCUUCCUGCUCCAAUCACUGAUCCAUUCAUUCCCCCGCCCCCUUCCUGCUCCAAUCACUGAUCCAUUCAUUCCCCCGCCCCCUUCCUGCUCCAAUCACUGAUCCAUUCAUUCCCCGCCCCCUUCCUGCUCCAAUCACUGAUCCAUUCAUUCCCCCGCCCCCUUCCUGCACCAAUCACUGAUCCAUUCUUUCCCUGCCCCCUUCCUGCACCAAUCACUGAUCUAUUCAUUCCCCCGCCCCCUUCCUGCACCAAUCACUGAUCCAUUCAUUCCCUGCCCCCUUCCUGCACCAAUCACUGAUCUGUUUAUUCCCCCGCCCCCUUCCUGCUCCAAUCACUGAUCCAUUCAUCCCCCGCCCCCUUCCUGCUCCAAUCACUGAUCUAUUCAUUCCACCCCCCCCAAACUGCCAGUCAUCUUGCUUUGUGGCAUUCAUUGGCUGCCGUUAGUUCAGUGGGACCCCCAGUAAUCAUAAUCGGGGGGUCGGGGAGUUGCCCCCAGUCUCCAUACGACUAUGUAUAAGGAUUUCUAUAGACUGGGGGGGUAUAUGCCAAUCUGUGUGACUGUAUGUGGCACCGUGCCCCCCACUUUGGCCCCCAGGAAAAGUGCGGACCCCCACUGGCUGCUAUUGGCUAAACAGUGGCACUUUAUGGCCGUGACCUUGAAUGGGUGUGGUCAAAGGUUGAGGGGCCAAAAAGUGGGUGUGGCCUAAAUACGAAAUAGUCUGACAAUCUGUACUUUUCUAGUUGCCCCUAGAUUGGUACCUUAGUGUAACAUGGAAUUAGUGGCCUUCCCCACGUGUGUCAGUACGGGGGUAUCUGUGGCCUUACUGCCCCAGUCUGUAUGUCUCUGCCCCAGUCUGUAUGUCUCUGCCCUGGUCUGUGUGUCUCUGCCCCGGUCUGUGUGUCUCCGCCCCAGUCUGUGUGUCUCCGCCCCGGUCUGUGUGUCUCCGCCCCGGUCUGCGUGUCUCCGCCCCGGUCUGCAUGUCUCUGCCCCGGUCUGUAUGUCUCUGCCCCGGUCUGCGUGUCUCCGCCCCGGUCUGCAUGUCUCUGCCCCGGUCUGUAUGUCUCUGCCCCGGUCUGCAUGUCUCUGCCCCGGUCUGCAUGUCUCCGACCCGGUCUGUAUGUCUCCGCCCCGGUCUGUAUGUCUCUGCCCCGGUCUGUAUGUCUCUGCCCCGGUCUGCAUGUCUCCGCCCCGGUCUGCAUGUCUCUGCCCCGGUCUGCAUGUCUCCGCCCCGGUCUGCAUGUCUCUGCCCCGGUCUGCAUGUCUCUCUGUAUAAGGCUACACACUGGGUACAUGUGACACACGGGGACACGUAUUGUACAUAUAUGUUACACGCUAAACCAAAGCUGUACAUUAAAUUGCAGAAUUUAUACAAUUAAUUGGAAAUAAAUCAUCACAACAAUGA
Molecule: messenger RNA, 2614 nt
Organism: Xenopus tropicalis (tropical clawed frog)
Lineage: Eukaryota; Metazoa; Chordata; Amphibia; Anura; Pipidae
Gene: gnmt
Product: glycine N-methyltransferase
Exons: 6
Coding region: 62-943 (293 amino acids)
Cellular component (GO): cytoplasm
Molecular function (GO): glycine N-methyltransferase activity
Source: RefSeq, a predicted model, not a curated record